AUGAUGACUUUUGCCAUGCUGCGGCCGAUGGCGACGCACUUAAUCUACUCGGAUUUCACGGUCACAUCCGAGGACGACGAGAACCGCAGCGAGAGCGACGGCAGCUCGGAGCAGAGCUACUGCGGCUCCUCCGAGAAGCGGAGGCGGAUCUCGCGGGGCUCGGACGGGGACACGGCCGUGGUCAUGAAGCAGAGGAGCGCGGCGAACGCCCGGGAGCGAGGCCGGACCCAGAGCGUCAACACCGCCUUCACGGCCCUGCGGACGCUCAUACCCACCGAGCCGGUGGACAGAAAGCUCUCCAAGAUCGAGACCCUGCGCCUGGCGUCCAGCUACAUCUCCCAUCUGGCCAACGUGCUGCUGACCGGGGACGGCAGCGCCGACGGUCAGCCGUGCCUCCACGCGCAAGAGGAGAGCGGGGGCAAGCAGCCGAGGACCAUCUGCACCUUCUGCCUGAGCAACCAGAGGAGAGGGAUUAAAGAUGGAAAAGACUGUUUGAAAAUGCGAGGACUGGGUCCGCUGCGGAUGAGACGUUGACUGGGGACCAGCGAAUGAUCAACAACCUGAAAAUCCUCAAAAGACUUUCUCAGGGAAGAGUCCAAGCUGGUUUUGCAGAGCGCGCACACGUACACGUACAUGUACACAUGCUGGAUCAAAUGAUGGAGCCAAAGAAGAGACUAUUUAUACUUGACUGAGAAAUCUAGGCAUAAGCCUUUCAAAGAUGCAGUGCAUUUGUUUGAAACUUAUGAUUUUUUUGUAUUCCUUUUCUAUUUGUCAAAAAGUUUAAA
Salarias fasciatus (jewelled blenny) is the source of this 785-nucleotide messenger RNA. It is a transcript of the gene tcf15, whose product is annotated as transcription factor 15. Gene Ontology annotation, molecular function: RNA polymerase II transcription regulatory region sequence-specific DNA binding; DNA-binding transcription factor activity, RNA polymerase II-specific; protein dimerization activity. The record is from RefSeq and is a predicted model, not a curated record. The transcript is spliced from 2 exons. Bases 1 to 534 code for a protein of 177 amino acids. Gene Ontology annotation, biological process: developmental process; regulation of transcription by RNA polymerase II. NCBI's taxonomy places the organism in Eukaryota, Metazoa, Chordata, Actinopteri, Blenniiformes, Blenniidae.